This is a messenger RNA of Medicago truncatula (barrel medic), 2920 nucleotides long. Its product is annotated as receptor-like protein 7. Gene Ontology annotation, molecular function: protein binding. NCBI's taxonomy places the organism in Eukaryota, Viridiplantae, Streptophyta, Magnoliopsida, Fabales, Fabaceae. The record is from RefSeq and is a predicted model, not a curated record. The coding region runs from base 54 to 2852 and encodes 932 amino acids. The transcript has a single exon.
UAGUACGUGUCUAGCAUUUCAUCAAAAUUUUCAGAUUAAAGUAUUAAGAUACAAUGGUGUUUGUCUGGUCUCUUGUUUUGUUAGUAAAAUUUCUUUUCCUUUAUUCACUAUUUUCUCUUUUAUUUACUGCAUGUUUUCCUGAAAUUCAGCCAAAGUGUCAUCCAUAUGAAAGCCAUGCCUUGUUGCAAUUUAAGGAAGGCUUUGUUAUCAAUAACCUAGCCUCGGAUAAUCUUCUCGGUUAUCCUAAAACGGCAGCUUGGAAUUCCAGCACAGAUUGCUGCUCGUGGGAUGGAAUUAAAUGUCACGAGCACACAGAUCAUGUGAUUCACAUCGAUCUUAGUAGCAGCCAACUUUAUGGUACAAUGGAUGCAAAUAGCAGUCUCUUUCGUCUUGUGCACCUUCGAGUUCUUGAUCUUUCUGAUAAUAACUUCAAUUACUCUAAAAUCCCGUCCAAGAUAGGUAUGCUUUCGCAACUAAAAUUUCUGAACCUUUCUCUUAGCUUAUUCUCUGGAGAAAUUCCACCACAAAUUUCACAGUUGUCCAAGCUGCAGUCUCUUGAUCUAGGCUUAAGAGAUAUAGCAAGUCCUAAAGGUAGUGCAGUUAAUCUGUUGCAACUCAAAUUGUCCAGCCUCAAAAGCAUAAUUAAAAAUUCCACAAAACUUGAGAUCCUUUUUCUUAGUGAUGUGACAAUUUCAUCUACUUUACCAGACACACUCACAAAUUUAACAUCAUUGAAAGAACUAUCUCUAUACAAUUCGGAUUUGUAUGGUGAAUUUCCAGUUGGAGUAUUUCAUCUUCCAAACUUGAAAGUUCUAGAUUUGAGAUAUAAUCAAAAUCUCAAUGGUAGUUUGCCUGAGUUUCAAUCUAGUUCACUCUCCAAUUUACUACUUGACGAGACAGGUUUCUAUGGUACACUGCCAGUAUCCAUUGGAAAGCUUCGUUCUUUAAUUUCCCUAUCAAUUCCAGAUUGCCAUUUCUUUGGAUAUAUUCCUUCUUCGCUUGGAAACCUCACACAACUCGUUCAGAUAAGCCUUAAAAAUAACAAAUUUAAGGGCGACCCUUCUGCAUCCUUGGUAAAUCUUACGAAGCUAAGCCUCUUGAAUGUAGGUUUGAAUGAAUUUACUAUUGAGACCAUCUCAUGGGUAGGUAAGCUCUCAUCAAUAGUUGGCUUGGAUAUAUCCUCAGUCAAUAUUGGCAGUGACAUCCCAUUAUCUUUUGCAAAUCUCACUAAACUAGAAGUAUUAAUUGCAAGAAAUAGCAAUAUAAAGGGAGAAAUUCCUUCUUGGAUAAUGAACCUAACAAAUUUAGUUGGCUUGAACCUACGCUCUAAUUGUUUGCAUGAAAAGAUAAACCUAGACACAUUUUUGAAGCUCAAAAAGCUAGUUUUUCUUAAUUUAUCAUUCAACAAACUGUCAUUGUACACUGGACAAAGUUCUUCCCUUAUGACCGAUUCUCGAAUUCAAGUCUUACAAUUGGCUUCAUGCAAUUUUGUUGAGAUUCCAACAUUUAUAAGAGAUCUGGAUGAUCUGGAAUUUCUUAUGUUGUCAAACAACAAUAUAACAUCGCUACCCAAUUGGUUGUGGAAAAAAGCAAGUCUACAAAGCUUAGAUGUUUCCCACAAUUCAUUGUCAGGAGAAAUAUCCCCAUCCAUAUGCGAUUUAAAAUCGCUCGCGACUCUUGAUUUAUCGUUCAACAACUUAAGAGACAACAUUCCUUCAUGUCUAGGAAACUUUAGUCAAUCCUUAGAAAAUCUGGAUCUAAAUGGGAACAAAUUGUCAGGCGUCAUUCCUCAAACAUACAUGAUAGAAAAUUCCCUUCAGCAGAUUGAUCUCAGUAACAACAAACUGCAGGGUCAGUUGCCAAGGGCAUUGGUCAACAACAGAAGGCUAGAGUUCUUUGAUGUUAGUUAUAACAAUAUCAAUGAUUCAUUUCCAUUCUGGAUGGGAGAAUUGCCCGAGCUAAAGGUGCUGUCUUUAAGUAACAACGAAUUUCAUGGAGACAUUAGGUGCCCUAUCUACAUGACAUGCACAUUUCCCAAGCUUCACAUUAUUGACCUUUCCCACAAUGAGUUCUCUGGAAGUUUUCCAUCAGAAAUGAUCCAAAGAUGGAAUGCAAUGAAAACUUCCAACGCAAGUCAAUUACAAUAUGAGCAAAAACUGUUAUUAUACUCGGGGUCGAACAAUUCAGGAGAGUAUCAUGCAGCUGCAGAUAAGUUUUAUUCAUUCACAAUGUCAAACAAAGGGUUGACUAGGGUUUAUGAGAAACUUCAAGAGUUUUACAGCUUGAUAGCCAUUGAUAUUUCAAGCAACAAAAUCGGUGGAGAGAUACCACAAGUCAUAGGCGACUUGAAGGGUCUUGUUUUGCUCAACUUGUCAAAUAACCUCCUUAUUGGCAGCAUUCCAUCUUCAGUAGGGAAGCUUUCAAACCUUGAAACACUAGAUCUUUCUCACAACAGUCUCUCUGGGAAAAUUCCACAACAGUUGGCUGAAAUCACCUUUUUGGAGUACUUAAAUGUGUCCUUUAAUAAACUCAGAGGUCCUAUACCACAAAAUAAUCAGUUUUCUACAUUCAAAGGUGAUUCAUUUGAGGGUAACCAAGGUCUGUGUGGGGAUCAGCUGUUAAAGAAGUGUAUAGAUCCUGCAGGGCCUUCUACUUCUGAUGAUGAUGAGGACGACUCAGGAUCAUCGUUCUUUGAAUUAUACUGGACAGUAGUGCUUAUUGGGUAUGGAGGUGGAUUUGUUGCUGGUGUUGCAUUGGGAAACACUUACUUUCCACAGGUAUUUGCAUGGUGUAGAGAUUGCCUUAGCGUUUCAGUUAUGAUAUUUCUUAAUAAGAUUUUUAAGAGACAUUAAUGAAUUGUUUUUAUGUUAUGAUGGCUCAAAAGGGUCUUGUUAGUUGAAAGCAAUAAAUUUGUUAGUCC